Molecule: messenger RNA, 6295 nt
Organism: Podarcis raffonei (Aeolian wall lizard)
Lineage: Eukaryota; Metazoa; Chordata; Lepidosauria; Squamata; Lacertidae
Gene: ATMIN
Product: ATM interactor
Exons: 3
Coding region: 839-2851 (670 amino acids)
Biological process (GO): regulation of transcription by RNA polymerase II
Cellular component (GO): nucleus
Molecular function (GO): DNA-binding transcription factor activity, RNA polymerase II-specific; transcription cis-regulatory region binding
Source: RefSeq, a predicted model, not a curated record
UAACUGUGCUACUGGGACCUAUUGCUAAUUGAAAAUUGCCUUGCUUCUCACAGCGUGCCAAGGAAAAAAGAGGCAGCAUGAGAAUAGCAUACCCUCCAAAAUUUCUCUGAUGAAAAUAGGGACAUCCCAUUCCAUAAUGAUAAUUUUACUAUUUAUACCCCACACAUCUUACUGGGUUGCUCCAGCCACUCUGGGCAGCUUCCAACAUAUAUGAAAACAUAAUAAAACAUUUAAAAAAAACCUUCCCUAUACAGUAUUGCCUUCAGACAGUUCAGGGGUUAGAUGACUCCAUACCAUCCAACAUUUCUCCAGUGAAAACAGGGACAUACUAAGGAAAAGCAGGACAUUCUGGGAUCAAAUCAGAAACCAGGAUGGCUUCUCUAAAUCAGAGCACAUGAGAUAGAGCACAUGAGCAAAAGCCUUGUACAUACCUCUGCUUAUUUAGCCAGGAUUGACCCAAACUGGGCUUGUGAAUAAUCAACUACCUGUCACAUAAUCUAGGCAAUUAGAGUGAGCUGGGAUAUAAACUACCUAAAGUUUUUAUUCCAUAUAGGGAAUAACUGAAACAUGUACAGAAGUUUCAAGUGGAGAGUCUCUUCAGUAUGCAGGCAGGCAAAAUGCUGUAUAAAGACAAGCUUUAUUUGUAUUCCAGAUACUUCUGAACCCCAAACAUUAGAUACAAUUUAAUAAUAUUCUUCUCCUACAGGAUGGAAAAAUAAAUCCUGCAAUAAGGAAAGACUUGAAAACGCCACAGAAAUACUACUGCUGUCCUAUUGAAGGUUGCCCUAGAGGACCAGAAAGGCCUUUUUCACAAUUUUCUCUUGUAAGACAGCAUUUUAUGAAAAUGCAUGCUGAAAAGAAGCAUAAAUGUGAUAAAUGCAGCAAUUCCUAUGGCACCAUAUGGGAUCUGAAGCGACAUAGUGAGGACUGUGGCAAGUCUUUCCAGUGUACUUGUGGAUGCCCCUAUGCUAGCAGGACAGCAUUAUUGUCUCAUAUUUAUAGGACACAGCAUGAAAUCCCUGUUGAACAUAGGGAUCCACCAAGUAAGAAAAGGAAAAUUGAAACCUCUGUAUCCAAUCAGUUGGUGGGAGAAAAAGUUAAAGGAGCUUCUGCCAGUGUCCAGACCAGAUGUACUAGCACUAAAGACUUGGAGACCUCUGAGAUGAAGCCAGCAGCUUCCUUUGAAGAUUCUAGCUGUUCCUAUACUACUAAGCAAACACAAACGCAGCCAAAAAAUUCACCAAAGUUGCUUCUGCCAAAGCCAAAAGUGGCUUUGGUUAAACUCCCUGUAAUGCAGCUUACUCAAUUGCCUAUCUUUGUAUCAGCACCAGACUCUUCUGUCAAACCCGUUGUAGUUGCCGUUGAUGACAAAGGCUCUGUUAUGAGUACUGUUCACUUAAUGCCUCUGCCGGUAGGAUUUAUGAUACCAGGACUGGAGGCUGAAACACUUGCAUUUAAAAGCACCUUGCCCCUUUCAAAAACCAAAAAUGCUGGCAGUGUUGAGCCAGUCAGCACAGGUAUCCAGGUCAAUUUGGGUAAAGGGGCAUCAGAUAAUACAAUCCAAGAUCUGGAAGCCAUAUGCUACAAGAACGGGAUUUGUUCAACAAAUGUGCAGACGGACUUAUCUUAUAUUUCGCAGAACUUUGUGACAUCUGCAGCCUGGACUCCUGAUUCAUCGGUGUCCUCUUGUUCUCAAACAGACCUGACGUUCAGCUCUCAGGUUUUGUUGCCAAUUAAUGUGCAGACACAGACACUGUUACCCAGUUCAAAGUUGACUUCUUCCAUAGCUGCUCAGACAGAUGCACUUGCACAGGCUUGCUUUCAGUCAUGUGGAAUUUCUCGGGAGACUCAGACCAAUAGGUCGCAGAAAGAUAUUGAUGGGAGAGUACAAAUGGACCAGGCUGUAAUGUGCAAUGACAUUUUUGACAGUGUUAGUUCAUCAUUCAGUGAUUCAACCACAGUGGGACUUCCAGGCAGUAACUUGAUGGCUGCAGGCCUGGGUCAAAGUCUGCUGCAAAGAGGAAGCUGCAAAUCUUUGAGUCCAGACACUAAGUGUGAGCCAGUUAUCAGCUUCAGUGCACAAAAUAAUAUUCUCCCACAGCAGGUUAUGACAGACAAUCAGACCCAGACAAUGGAGUUACUGAACGAUCUUGAAACUAUUUUUUCGAAUAACACAGCGGGUCAGUCAUUGGAUAACCGUAGUCUUUUGACUGACACUAGCUCGCAUGCUGGCACACCCUUGCCUUCUGGCCCUACGCAGAAUGCAGGAAUUGAUUUUGACAUUGAGGAUUUCUUCACAGCCUCCAAUAUCCAGACACAGACAGAAGAGACCCAGCUGAACUCUGAGCCAGUCUUGGAGUUACUAGAUAUUGAAACCCAGACAGAUUUAUUUUCAGAUAAUGCCACCCAGUCCUAUAGCUGCAGAGGUAAUCCCAAUUUCUUAGGUUUGGAGAUGUUUGACACACAGACCCAGACAGACUUAAAUUUCUUUUUAGACAGCCCCUAUUUGCCUUUGGGGAGCAUCUUGAAACAGUCUACCUUCUCUAUGAGCACAGACUCAUCUGAUACAGAAACACAGACAGAAGUGCAUUUUCCUGCAAAAAAUUCCUCUAACCAAAUGGCAGAAAGCAAAGUCCAGCUGAAUAGUGCUGAAACACAGACCAUGGAUAGCUGCUUUGAAACCCUUGGCAGUUUAUUUCUUACUAGCAAUGAGACUCAGACUGCUAUGGAUGACUUUUUGUUGGCUGACUUGGCCUGGAAUACAAUGGAGUCACAGUUCAGUUCAGUCGAAACACAGACUUGUGCAGAAUUGUGUUCUCUGUUUCAGGGUCCUGAUAAAUCAAACCAUUGAGUGCUGUUCUCAAACUCUCUUUUCUUUGAGGAUUAAGUUAUGUGUGGGUAGGAGAAACUGACAUUCAAGUCACCUCCACUGAAUGUAAUUGACCACAUAUGGUUGGUUUACAAACUGUGUCCUACUAUAAGGUACUUUAACUGUUUUGUGUUUACUAAUAUGAAUCCCGUGUGCAUAUGUUCACUGCUGUGUGUUUGUGUAUGUUUGAACACUUCAUAACUGGUAGUAAUAUUGUGUCUGCCCUCUGCUAUGCUGAGUUACAUUUUUUUUAAAAAAAACUCUUUUAAGUUCCAAACUCAUAGCUGUUAGUAAUACCUGUCCUCUGAUCUUGACUAUUAACGCAGCAGUCCUGUAUUUGGGAAGUCCACUAAACAGAGUGGAGUUCUUGAGUAAUCAAACAUGGAAUUGUGCUAUAGGUUGUUGUUGUUUUUUAAUGGACCAAAACCUAGUUUUCUUUAAAUUCUGGCUCAUUCCCCAAAUCCUGAAAAUGCAGCUCUUCUCUUUUUUCUUCUUGUUUUUGGAGUUCUUUGUUGCAAUUCAGCUCUACAGGGGUUACAUCAUGGUUGUGCCCAAGAAUUCCUACAGAUUCAUGCUUCCACAUGUUGCUGUGACAUAGGCUAACAAUUUGGCAGGAAUGUGCCCUACAUACUUGCAGCAGCUUGUUGCUUGCCAGAAAACCAACCAAAGUACAGAACAAGUUUUUGCUCUCUCUCUCUCUGUCUGUCUGUCUCAUCUGGCUUCUAAUCCAUAUAAAUUUAGUAAGACUUCAUACUUGCGACUGUGGGUAGGUGGACAACUGAAUAUUGACAUCACCAUGCUAAGAAAAAUGUGCAGCAGUACACUUUGGAUUCUGUACAACUAAGCUAUACUCAGACUAGGUUUACUGAAAUUAAUCUAAUUUAGUCAUGUCCAUUAAUUUUGGUUGGUCUGCUCAAUGUAUGACUAAUGUUGAAUACAACCCAACAUGUUUAACAUGGGUAAAUCCUUGUUGAUCAUGGAUUCAAUUUUCUUGAAACAAUGUUAGUAGCCUGUAAGACGUUUAGUUUCUGAACAGUCUUGCCAAGUUCUAGCAGACAGUUUGGAAUUAAGCUCAAUGGCUUGCAAAAAUCUAUAUUAAGUAAGGAAAAGGAAGGAAGGCACCAAUGCAGAAAUGAAAGAGGAUACUUCAAAUAUACACUUGGAUAUAUGUUAUUUAAUUCAGUGUAUUUUGUGUCAGCAACUCUUCAGAGCUGCUGGUUUUCAUUGCCUCUGAAAAGGGAUUAUUGACUAAAAUUUCCAAUGUACCUUUUUUCUUUUUAAUCUGUCCUAAGAGCUUAUGUCAAACAAUCACUUUGGAAACAUAGCUGCAAGGCAAACUAUAAGAAAGCAGUGAGUUCCUAUCUGCUCAGGACAAGAUUACGAGGAAGCUCUUCUACCAAGUGAUAAAGGAAAUUGUUCAUCAGAGUAGCAGAUGGCAUGUGUUCCGCUACAGCUUUUACCUGCUGUUGGACAUAAAGUUCUGUUUGUGCUUGAAUUCUUUAAAUUCAUGUUGAGCCCUCAGCUCCUCCAAGAACAACCUAUCUUUCAAAGGGCAAAAAAACUUAGGGCUAGGAUGGAGGAUCUAUGGUUCUCCAGAUGUUCCUGGGCUACAACUGUUAUCAUCCCUGACAAUUGUCCCUACUGGCUGAGGCUGAUGGGAGUUGGGAGUUCAGCAGCAUCUGGAGAGCACCAUGUUCAGUGAUAGGGCCUGUUGUUGUCUUUGUAUAGUGCUGCUAAUGGUCUGUCAGCAUAGACCCAUCACUUCCACACUGAUUUUGUGUCUUACCUUCUAACUCUUACCCAACAUACUCUGUGCAAAGUCUAAAGUGUUAGCAACUGCUCAGUGUUAUCUGUUGAUGUUCUUCAGAAACUUCUAUUUCCGUUUUAUGUUUAAUGAAGAGAAUAUCCUACACCGGAUAUUUGCAAUCUUCAUUAAUUGUAUGCAGGGUUUAUUUUUUCUCUCUCCAAGCAUUUAUUCCACAGAAUUGAGCAUCUAUUUCCCACUGAGCCUUGGAUAAGCAUUUGGAAGAAGAACUCUCAACUGGGUCCUGUACGUACAUAACACUUUGUUAUGCACCAGCUGAUUGCUUCAGCCAAAGAGUGGCAAACAGCUUCCAGGUUGAUGCAGGUUACACACUGUUCUUCAAUCAAUCUCUAGAUUGAUGCUGUUUAACAAGCGAUGAAGCUGAAAUGAUGCAGUUUGGUCAGAGUCCCAGGCAGCAGUGAAGUAAUGACAUCACUAGGGUGCACUCUUUAUGUAUCAUGCAAGUUGUUUUGAUCUAAGGUCAAUUGCCAGUCAGGAGUGGAACUGUUAUUCCUCCAUGGUCACAUGAAUUAUUUAUUAUUAAUUAUUAUUUGAUUUAUUACUUGCCCUUCCACCAUAAGAUCCCAGGUUGGUUCACAAGAAUUUAAAAUACAUUAAAAAGAUGGCACUCCAGAGAUUUAACUAUACUCUUCUUGGGAUGCAACUAAAAAGUCCCUUAUCCCUCUGAAGCUUAGUGCUCUCCUAGUGCUUCCAGUGCAAAGCUAGUGUCAUCUGGCUUGCUGUGGUAUACAGCUUGGUACUUGCAGUUCAGAAUGUAGUCGCCUAGGUGCACUUUUGAUUAAAGUGUCCAUGGGCAUCUUGAAGUGUGUUUGAAUUGUUGAUGUGUAUCUGUGGUCAGGGUGUUCAGGCACUAAUAUGAGUAUGUAUAUUAAGCUUUUCCACAAACAAAACAGGCAGCUGUUCUGGGUCCCCCAUACCUUAAACAAAGUACCACUAAUGCAGUGGAGAUCAUGUUGGUAUAUAAUCGCCUUCUUAAGUUGAUGUGAUUGUCUUUAAGCAGCUACUUAUAGAUGGGUACUGCCAGUGCCAAUAGUGCAGAUUGACCUUUGGGCUCUAUUCUGUUACUGGUAUCUUAUCCUACAUAGGGUGCUUAUGCAAGAGCUCGCCUUGAACUGCUGCUGUGACUAAAUCAAUCCCUGGAUUUCUGCUUGUGGGGGAAGAAAUGUUCCACACUCCUUGAACUCAUAGAAGACGACUUAAAAGCCAUCCACAGCUCAGUGUACAAAACUACAGUAGCUUAUUUUCUCCUCCAGGAAUGGCAGAUCUCCUGCUUGCCCCACCUUUGGCUAUCUUCUUUCUUUAGUAGGAGAUUCCAAGAAUAUAUUUGCUAUAGAGAGAAAAUAUUGACUCAGCCUGGUCAUAUUUGCAGAAAAGACCUGGUUUCUGAACACCUUUCACGUUCCUGGCAUCCUUUUAAAGGAGAUUUUGAGCCUGUCUUAGAAAUGAAUCUUGUAAUAUUUUGUUCUUUGUUUCUAUUGAUUGUUUUCCCCCCACCAUUUCAUCAGAGUGAUUGAACCAGAAUGUUGCUCAGUUUGCAACUGUCUGCACACAAUCCUUGUAUUUGAUUAAUAUGAGUUAAUUAAAGGGAGUUUGGUGCAUAA